UGGACCUACAUCCUCAAUGGCUGUCACAUGGUGCCCAGAAUGUGAUGAAAAAUUAUGCGACGAAUGUUCCCACAGGCAUCGCCUUUCAACAAUUACAAAAAAGCAUAGUGCUGUUCCUAUAGUGAACUCUAAACUGCUUUCCAUGAUUCGUGAGACUAGGGUUUUCUGUAAGGAACACAACGAAAAGUUAAAAUUAUACUGCCGCAACCAUGAACUUCCUUUGUGCAAAAAGUGUAUACUAACCACACAUAGAAAUUGCGAAAAUACUGCUAUACUGACCGAAGCUGCUAAAAAUGUAAAAACAUCAACAGCAAUGUACUCUUUACUGAAAGAACUGAAGGGUGUUAUAAGUAAUCUUGAAAAAGCGGCAAACGACCGAGAAACGAAUCUUAUCAGCAUUAAUAAAGACGAAGAACGCAUUAAGCAAAGAAUUCCAACUAUGAGAGAUCAACAUAAAGUUUCAAAAAAAUUGGCUAUGGUCUCAAAAAAAUCUCGAAACGAAUUAAGAGAUAUAAUAAAGGACUUGCGAGAAAGAGAAGACAAAAUGCUCAAGUUAGAAAAGAGCAUAACAGACAUUAACAAAUAUGCUACAGACAUACAUGCACUUGUGAGCAUGCGUGAAAUCGAGAAAAUGGUUCACGAUGAAGAGCAAUAUCUCAAUAACAUUUACAGCGAAGGUACAUUAGAUCGAAUCAAUAUUUCUGUUACAAGAAGCAAGGAUGGAAAAACAUUUGAAGAACUUGAAAAUUUCGGAGAUAUUACUGUUAAGAAAGCAACACCUACAAUUGAAAUUGCAAAAGACAUUCGGGGUCAGAUGCCCAUGCCGCGCUCGUCGGCGUACGAUAAUGUCAAAUUUCAAAUAAAAAAACAAUUUAGCGACAUUAGAAGGAAAGAACAUAUAACCGGGUGUUGUGUUCUUCCUGGCGGAAAGAUCGUUCUGGCUGAUAAUUUUGGAGAACUCACUAUCCUGGAAGUGAAUGGUAAUAGUCUAAAAUUUCCGAUACACAGAGCUAUAUUCGAUGUAUGCGCCAUCGGUAAAAAUACAGUCGGUUUAACCACCGGCAUGGAUCGCUCUCUUCAUAUAAUAGAUAUAAAUAAAAUAACAGUUACGAAAAUUACUGAUACCACAAACUUCUGCUGUGGAAUAGCUUAUCGCGACGAUAAAAUUAUAGUUUGUGUGAAAUGUGAAGGUAUUUUCACAGUGACCCUUAAAAUGACUUACCCUAAACUCAUUUUCGCAGACAAUUUGCCAUGGGGAUCAUAUGUCACCACUUAUGAGGACAUUAUCUGUUUUACAAACAACAGGGAGAGAAAUGUUUCUGUAAUUAAUUCCGAGGGUCAGAUCAUUUGGAAAAUAAAGUUUGAACAAUAUAAACCUUUUGGCAUUGCAGCUGAUAACAUGGGAAAUAUAUACAUUGCAGGACACAUCUUUCUGGUGGUUAUUGCAAGUGAUGGAAAAAGAAAAAAACGACUAGACGGUGAGCAGGACGGUUUGUUCCAGCCUUGGCAUGUAGCUUAUGACAAAGAAAAUAAGAGCAUCAUUGUCGCCAAUCUUGUCGAAGGUCCAGUUUUUGUUUAUAGUCAAAUCUAACAAAAUAUGAAUUCAACUACAAUUAUACUCA
Molecule: messenger RNA, 1622 nt
Organism: Mytilus californianus (California mussel)
Lineage: Eukaryota; Metazoa; Mollusca; Bivalvia; Mytilida; Mytilidae
Exons: 1
Coding region: 17-1591 (524 amino acids)
Biological process (GO): vesicle-mediated transport
Cellular component (GO): membrane
Molecular function (GO): zinc ion binding
Source: RefSeq, a predicted model, not a curated record